Molecule: messenger RNA, 1418 nt
Organism: Blepharisma stoltei
Lineage: Eukaryota; Ciliophora; Heterotrichea; Heterotrichida; Blepharismidae
Source: the annotation of a GenBank genome assembly
AUGGACUCAGACACACAAGUAGACAAAGCUUAUAGAGAUUCAAUUUUUAUUAAGCUUAGGUCUUUACCAGGAAACCAAACCUGCUUUGAUUGCUCAACAAAAAACCCAAUUUGGUGCUCAGUAAAACUAAGUUAAGUUAAUUGCUAUAAGGCCAUAAAUGGAAUUCCACUAGUCUGCCUAUCUGGCGUAAGCCUACCUACCCUAAAGAUUAGCUCCCUAGUUAGAGCGAUCUCUUGCGAGUCCCCCCACUAAUCCCGAUAUUCAAAGGCUAAGUGAGAGGUAGCCGAUCUUGCAGCAAAACAUUCAGGGGAAGAAAAAAAACUUCCCUCUUCGGAAGGCAUCUCUAUACCUUAAGGCCUACUUCAAAAAGUGAUCAAGGCACCAUUUUUCGCUUUAUCAGGACAGGUCUUACCUUUUUCAUAGGGAGUGCAUCUCAGAGCCCAUCUUCCGUCGGUGCCACCAUUUUAUUUCUCAUGAAACUAGGAAUUUUUAUUUGCUAUGGAUGCACUUCAGUACAUAGAUCUCUUGGCACCCAUCUCAGCUUUGUGAGAUCUAGCGAUUAUGAUAUGUGAACUCUACGACAGCUAGCUUAUAUAGAGCUAGGUGGGAAUAAAAGAGCAAAAGAAUUUUUUAGAUCUCAUGGAAUCCAUGGUGCAGUUGACUAUGCAUCUCAAGUUGCAGAAAGAUGGAGAAAUGAAUUAGCUGAACGAGUUGAGGAGUUGUAUCCUCGGGCGAUCAAAAGGAAAGAAUCUCACCCCGAAAUUGAUGAGAACCAAAUAAAACAAAUUGCUGAUCCUCAGCCUACUAAUAAUAUUGCUGAAGAGCGUAAAACAGAAGAAGUCAAGCAAAAUGUCUCCAAGUCUUCAAAUGUCACAAAACAAACAGUUCACAUAUUGAAUAAACCAAAAUACACCCCACCAGCAGAAACUCAGCACAAAUUCAGGAAAACCAAGGUAGAAGAAACUGCAUCUCCUAUUAAAUUUAAACCAGUCAGCUUUAAACCACAAAUAGAAGAAGAGGAAGAGUUUUUCGAUCCGCAGCCUUUAAAAGCCCCAGAGCGAUCUCAGCCAGUGAUACAACAAGAGCCAAUUAUACCUCAGCCAGCCCCAUCUACAAUUCAAAGAAAAAAUAUAGAGAAAAAAGGAUUUGGAAAUGAAGACUUCGAGCAACAAAGGAUAAAUGAGAGGGCAAGCAAGCAAAGAUUAGCAGAGCUUUCAUCUGCGAAAUCUAUUUCUAGUGACAUGUAUUUUGGAAAAAUUGACAAUAGCAGCACAAAUAAUGAAAAAAUCGACUACAUCAAAGAAGAAGCAGCCAAUCUUGCAGAAGCUGCACGUGAAAAAGCAGGAGAGGUAAUGAAUAUUUAGCUAAAAUCUAAAGCAGCAAAGAUAUGGAGUUCCUUGCACCAAAGGUUUACAUAA